AUGGGAGCUGCAGGGAUUAGAAUUCACGACAUGAUGGAUUGCUUCAUCAGCAAACAUGUAUGGUAUGGCGGUGUUGGUUUUACCAGGCGUGAAAUAUACAACCUUUGCGCCAGGGAGAAGAGGAAGCUGCUUUCAAAAGGUGAUGCUGCCACAGUCAUAGGCAUCAUGGUCAGUAGGAAACAGAGGGAUCCUAGCUUCUUUUUCGAGUACAAGCUAGACAAGGAAGGACAUAUGAAUAGGAUGUUCUGGUGUGACUCCCAGUCUCGUCAUGACUAUGAGGACUUCGGCGACGUGCUUGUAUUUGACAGCACGUACAAGAUGAACCGGUACGGUAUGCCAUUCAUACCCUUUGUUGGUCUUAACAAUCACCGGAAGACCACUGUUUUUUCUUGUGCCAUAGUUUCGGACGAGACCGAAGAGACAUAUGUGUGGCUGCUGGAGACUUUUUUGAGGUCCAUGUGUCAAAAGAUGCCUAUGAGUGUUAUCACGGAUGCCGACGCUGCGAUGAUCAAGGCAAUUCGCCAAGUCUUCCCAGACGUGUGGCACCGUAUAUGUACGUGGCAUAUAGAAAAAAAUAUGAAGAUUCACCUCAGUCACAAGUCCUUGAAGGAGUUCCGAACUCUUCUGUACUACAGCACGUCCACGGCCACGUUUGAGGAGAGAUGGCACGCGUUUUCCAAAAGAUGGCAGUCGGAAAAAACAGUAACAUGGUUGAGACGGAUGUAUAAGAAGAGGAGACUGUGGGCCGCGACUUAUCUGACAAAGGGUUUUUGGCUUGGCAUGAAAAGCAACCAGAGGAGUGAAAGUCUAAACUCAUGCCUUCACCUCCACCUAGACGGUGAAAUGACCCUGGUGGAUAUGAUUUUGCACUAUGAGAACGCCGUUGUACGUAUCCCUGAGAAUGAGGCACGAGAUGAUUGCACGGCCUCACAGAGUUUACCGGUGCCAGUUACUAGCUCGAGGGAACUUGAGAUAGCUGCUUCUCACGUCUUCACUCCAGCAAACUUCUAUAUGUUGCAAGCUGAUCUUAGUAAAAUUGGUGGCAUGGAGAUUGUAGAAAUAAAGCUCGGAGACGGAUCACAACAGUACAUCGUGGCCUGGAAGAAUAACCCGAAGAGCCGUUUUUGGGUGGAGUACACUCCAUUACAGGAGAGUUUGAAGGCCGUGAUAGCUAAGAGCCAUGAGUAUGAUCAGCUAAAGGAAAAUUUGAGUAAGAAAACGGCUGAUCUUAGUACUUGUGCAAUUGAAUAUGUAGAUGAUGGUGAAGGCAACAUAGUUGAAGUUCAUGAUCCUAUUAAAGUAUCAACGAAAGGUGCAACUAAGGUAGAUGAGAACCGCCCUAUGUCGAAAAAUGGUAGGCCACUUUCGUACGACGAGAUCAGAAUCAGAAGCGUGGUGGGCGAAGAAGAGUAG
This is a messenger RNA of Aegilops tauschii subsp. strangulata, 1413 nucleotides long. The record is from RefSeq and is a predicted model, not a curated record. NCBI's taxonomy places the organism in Eukaryota, Viridiplantae, Streptophyta, Magnoliopsida, Poales, Poaceae.